ACAGGUUAGUGCGGACCAAUCAGAUCUCCUCUGGCAGAAUUCUGACCAAUGAGGAGCGGAGGGGGCGUUUCUGACUUUCGUCUCCUCUGGCGUGCGAACCACAACAAACGGCGACGACACAGCGGAUGGCAAACAAGUCAGAAUAAAACACAACACAGACAGCUGCAGCUAUGGGCAAGUCCCAGUCACACUUGGCCAAACACAAAGAUGAGAGUCAAGACGCCCUGACGGCUGCUGGCGAGUACAGAGACAGCCAGACAGAAGAGGAUGGAAAGAACGGAGACGUAUCUCAGUUUCCCUAUGUGGAGUUUACUGGACGGGACAGCGUCACAUGCCCCACAUGCCAGGGCACCGGCAGAAUCCCACGUGGUCAAGAGAACCAGCUUGUGGCUCUGAUUCCAUACAGCGACCAAAGGCUCAGACCAAGCAGGACAAAGCUGUAUGUCACGAUAUCAGUGGCUCUCUGCCUGCUGCUGUCUGGACUGGCUGUUUUCUUCCUAUUCCCUCGCUCCAUUGAUGUCACCUAUGUGGGAGUGAAGUCUGCCUAUGUCUCCUAUGAUCAGGACAAACGAAUUGUCUAUCUCAACAUUACAAACACUCUGAACAUCACCAAUAAUAACUACUAUGCCAUAUCUGUGACCAACAUCACAGCACAAGUGCAGUUCUCCAAGACGGUGAUAGGCAAGGCCAAGUUUAGCAACAGCACAGUGAUCAUACCACUGGAUGAACAGCAGAUCGACUACACAGUUCCCACCACCAUUGCUGAUGAGAUGAGCUAUAUGUUUGAUUACUGCACCUUGCCAACCAUCAAAGUUCACAACAUAGUCGUCAUGAUGCAAGUGACAGUGACAACAUCGUACUUUGGCCAUGCAGAGCAGGUUUCCCAAGAGAUGUACCAGUAUGUGGACUGUGGGGGAAACACCACCUCCUUGCAUGGGCACGUGCAGGUCUACCAGUAAGGCAAGCAAAAGAACCCAUGCAUCAGAUGCUGCUGUGACUGAGAUCACAGGGACUGACUAGGCGGACCUCCACACUAGGAAAUCUUUGCUCAGUGACAAUGGAAUAAUGUUCUCAAAUUAGUCAAAGUGGCUCAUUAUCCAUUUUUAAAUUCUCUUCCACCUUAUACAUGUCACAUAAGUUUAGAUUAGACAUUUUGCUAUACAACCUCCAACUGACGGCUUGUUACCUUUUAACAAAGCUAUCUUACCUGCCCAAAUUUUGCAGAAUUUGCCUCGAGGUUUACCGUCUUUUCCCAGUCUGGUGCAAACAGAACACACUGAUAUGAUUUAUUAUUCAGUUAUUUACUGGAAGGUUUUCCCACCACAUCAUUUCUCCAUACUAACAUUACUGGAAUCAGUAGUUUUAGUUAUGAUGCACUUUAGCCUGAUCCUUAUCAAAUGAAAGUAACAUGAAUGUUGUUUGAGUACAGCGGGAAUGCUGCAUCUGCUAACACCCCCUCCUACUCUACACCACUUUUAAAUAAUUUUACAGUAAAUAAGGUGUAAGAAAUAUCUUACUUUUUCGACACAGUGAAAAUUAAACCACUGAGCAGUCCCUAACCACUUCUUUCUGCCCCUUUUUCAUUCCUUCAUACAAGUUGCCUUUCUUUUUUUUAUUUUUUUUUUUUUAGUUUGUUUCAUGAUUCAUGGUUCUUGAUAUUGUAUAGUGCAAUAUAGAUGACUUAUUAUCUCUUGUCAUUGGUUUGUUUUUUGGCUCAGAGUUUGGUACUUUCAGCUUUAGUAAUGGGAGUGUAAGUCUUACGUUCAUAAUUCUGCUGUGUGAUUUAAAGGCAAAUGUGACUGCUGUGUUACAUUAAUAUUUUACUGAAUGAUUAAAACCUUUAUUUUCUGUUUAAUAAUAAAAAUAACUUUGUAAAAGGGAUAAUAUUUUUUAUUUUUAAUGGUAAAUACAGGAGCAUUAGAGUGGGCUAUAAAAUAGAGCAGUGUAUAAAUGCAAUUAAGUAUGAAUUUUAUUUCCGGCUUGCUUUAGAACAUGCUAUAGCAAGAAUACUUUCUGACCUGGGAGCAACUUUCUUCCCUUUAAAGAGGUUGUUCUCUUUUUGUGGGCUAUGGUGUCAUUUACUGUACUAUGUGUGCAAUUUUGAUCCACUUUGCAUCUGUAACUUGUGUCAUGAGUUUACUCCUAUUCCUGAGGUUUGAAAUGAUCAUGACUUCCUUUCUUUUGUCACUGUAUUGUUUCUGAUGUGUAUUUAAUUGUUCUCAUAUUAUUUGACACUUUUAAACACCACAGAUUGUGUGCACUAUAGAGUUUUUGUGUGACAGCAGAUGCCCAUUACGCUUGAAUUGCUAAAAUAUAAUUUUUUAAAACAUAAGUGCAAAGUUUCUGAUCUAGGUUAAUUUGUGAUAAUUUGGUAAGUUACGUAACACACAAAGUGUAAAUUUUCCUACCAUUUUUACAAAAUAAUCAUAAGAAAACUGUAAGACUAACUAUAGCCUUGUUGAAAUUUGAUGACAGUGAAGAUGUGAAUACUUCGCUGCUACUUUCUAACAUCCACAAGUGGUUUUGUGUUUUUCAUGCAUGAAGCUGAAAAUAAAAUCAUUGCUUAGUUUUGAA
Amphiprion ocellaris (clown anemonefish) is the source of this 2574-nucleotide messenger RNA. RefSeq names its product transmembrane protein 106Ba (gene tmem106ba). The transcript is spliced from 8 exons. The record is from RefSeq and is a predicted model, not a curated record. NCBI's taxonomy places the organism in Eukaryota, Metazoa, Chordata, Actinopteri, Pomacentridae. Bases 171 to 959 code for a protein of 262 amino acids.